AUUAGGGGCCCUCUGGCAUGGCGAAAAUACGAUGAACAUUCAACAGUGAGAAUUAAGUACGUACUGUACACGCGAAUCCAUUCAAUCUCUUCGGCAUCCCACGAUAGCGAAAUCUCAUGCCUUUCACUCUUCUUCUUCACGCCUUUUCCUUUCUCUGAUUCUGAAUCUUCACUCUGUUUCCCCUGAUUCAUCUCUUUCGCCCUGUACCUGUAGUAAUGAAGCACAAGACCCACUCCCUUUCCCCCACUCGCCGACUUAAGCUCCUUCUACUCUGCCUCAUCCUUCUUCUCGCCCUCCUCUGUCUCUAUUAUGGAUCCUCUCUCGCACCCAGUUCGCGUAGAUCUGAUGCCGAGGAUUCCUUCGGCUCUGAUCCGGUUCUUGGUGCGGUCGGUGUCAGUCGCGAUGUGGGUCACUUGCAUGAACUUCCGGAGCUGAAUCUCGACGUCCCUGGGAGCAUUCCUAUCUGUGAUGAACGGUAUUCAGAGUUGAUACCUUGUUUGGAUAGAAACCUUAUUUACCAAUUGAAAUUGAAGCUCAAUUUGAGUUUGAUGGAGCACUAUGAGCGGCAUUGCCCCCCUCCUGAACGCCGCUAUAAUUGUCUCAUUCCUCCUCCUACUGGUUACAAGAUCCCAAUAAGAUGGCCAGCGAGUAGGGAUGAAGUGUGGAAGGCAAACAUACCGCAUACACACCUUGCACAAGAAAAAUCAGACCAGAACUGGAUGGUUGUGAAUGGGGAUAAGAUCAAUUUUCCUGGAGGUGGCACUCAUUUUCACUAUGGAGCUGAUAAGUAUAUCAUUGCACUUGCGAAGAUGCUUAAGUUCCCUGGUGAUAAGCUCCACAAUGGUGGAAAUUUACGGAAUGUCCUAGAUGUGGGCUGUGGGGUUGCAAGUUUUGGAGCAUAUCUUCUUUCACACGAUAUUAUUGCUAUGUCUCUGGCUCCUAAUGAUGUGCACGAGAAUCAAAUACAAUUUGCACUUGAGAGGGGUAUUCCAUCAGCUCUUGGUGUUCUGGGAACAAAAAGACUCCCCUAUCCUAGUAGAUCAUUUGAGUUGGUUCAUUGUUCUCGAUGUCGAAUUGAUUGGCUACAGAGAGAUGGAAUCCUCUUAUUAGAACUUGACAGGUUAUUGAGACCUGGAGGUUAUUUUGCUUACUCCUCCCCUGAAGCUUAUGCACAUGAUCCAGAAAAUAGAAGGAUCGGAAUUGCUAUGAAUGACCUCCUGAGGAGGAUGUGCUGGAAAGUUGUUGCUAAAAAGGAUCAAACUGUUGUAUGGGCUAAGCCAGUGUCUAACAGCUGUUAUUUGAAAAGGGCUCCUGGGACUCUUCCACCUUUGUGUGAUUUGGAAGAUAAUCCAGAUUUGAGUUGGAACGUGUCAAUGAAAGCAUGCAUUUCCCGAUACUCUAAAAAAAUGCACAGGCUAAAAGGAAGUGGACUAAUUCCUUGGCCACGUAGACUUACUUCAGCUCCUCCCCGUCUUGAAGAAGUUGGUGUCAGUGCAGAAGAAUUCAAAGACGACAGUAAUGUUUGGCAACUUAGAGUGGCAGAAUAUUGGAAAGAAAUGAGAGUUCUUUUACAGAGGAACUCCAUCAGAAAUGUAAUGGAUAUGAAUUCCAAUCUUGGGGGGUUUGCUGCUGCACUAGUUAAUGAAGCUGUCUGGGUGAUGAAUGUUGCUCCUGUCAAUUCAUCUGCAAAAUUAAAGAUUGUUUAUGAUAGAGGCUUGUUGGGAACUGUUCAUGAUUGGUGUGAAGCAUUUUCCACAUAUCCUCGCACCUAUGAUCUUCUUCAUGCAUGGGCUGUAUUUUCGGAAAUUAGUGCUCGUGGCUGCAGUAUGGAGGAUCUAAUAAUCGAAAUGGAUCGGAUUCUAAGGCCAGAUGGAUUUAUCAUUAUACGAGAUGUUCCUUCUGUCAUAAACUAUAUACGGAAGUAUGUUACAGCCUUAAGAUGGGAUGAAUGGUUAUCAGAAGUGGAACCUAGGAUUGAUGCUCUUUCCGAAGUAGAAGAAAGAGUUCUAAUUGCAAGAAAGAAGCUGUGGGGGAAGGAAUUAGCAACAGUUUGAUUUUGCUGCACUUUUCAGGAAAACCAAGUAUUACAUAAUUUAUUAGCCCUCAGCUCCGAGUUGAAAAUGAAGAUUGGAGAGCAGCUUGGAUCCACAGAUAUAUUUGCGGUGGCCAUUUUCCCAAUGACUUCCCCAGUAAUUGUUGCUGAAGAUGAAGAAGAAGAUGAAUAUGGAAUGAUACAAGUAAGUACACCACGAAAAUAGUCAUUUUGCAGAAUGCACCAGAUGGAGGCAAUACAAUGACAAUACUCAUUAAAAA
Messenger RNA from Cucurbita moschata (crookneck pumpkin), 2313 nucleotides. Its product is annotated as probable methyltransferase PMT9. Gene Ontology annotation, cellular component: cytoplasm; trans-Golgi network; endosome. The transcript has 8 exons. Bases 216 to 2054 code for a protein of 612 amino acids. Lineage: Eukaryota; Viridiplantae; Streptophyta; Magnoliopsida; Cucurbitales; Cucurbitaceae. Gene Ontology annotation, molecular function: methyltransferase activity. The record is from RefSeq and is a predicted model, not a curated record.